Molecule: messenger RNA, 741 nt
Organism: Dacryopinax primogenitus
Lineage: Eukaryota; Fungi; Basidiomycota; Dacrymycetes; Dacrymycetales; Dacrymycetaceae
Exons: 5
Coding region: 1-741 (246 amino acids)
Source: RefSeq, a predicted model, not a curated record
AUGUCUCUGAGAGUGAUCUGGGCUGAUCACAAGACCCAUCACAUCUUCAUUGCAUCCAUCACAGGACUUCAACUCCCCUCCUACGUGCAGUAUAUGAAGGGCGCGUCCAGCAUUGCGCCAGGUAUGGCAUCUUGCUUCAGUACUACCACCCCCCACUCUCCCUUCCCCUCCCCCUCCCUCAUUCUACUCAAUCCUUCCUCAUCUUCCCACGUGAUCCUUCCCCGUCCUUCCCCGCACCGCUCUAUUCCCACUUUUGUCACCAACCGAGAUCUAAGUUUAUCUAUAGAUCUGUUUUCCGAGUACCGCGAACCUGUUGGGUCUCAACACAAAUUGCCAAUCGUAGCCCCGUUCUGUACCUGCAAUGCCCAACUCCGAAGGUCCAUCGUGUUUUCAGAGCCUAUACCCCGUCUCAUCGGUUCUGACCACAAUCGAGCAGCUGAGCUCUUCCACCGUCCUUCCCCUGUUGCCUCCUCCCUCCCUCCGCCUUCCGUUUUCAUGGUCUAUCAUCCUCCAUCCAUCCUUGUCGUCCCCCCCGUAACCUCUUCCGGGCACAUCUCCAUUUUUCACUCCGGCUCCUCUCCCACCUCAGCGCUUCCGUACUCAUCCCUCCACAAACAAAGACUUGAAGUCCAGCUCUUCUACUGCGUCUACGCUAUCGGGAACCGAAGCUGCAAUUAUUCCUCCCCUGUCAGACCGAAGCACACUGUGGACACAACAUUCGCGCUCGUCUUCCGUCCUUAA